Messenger RNA from Pygocentrus nattereri (red-bellied piranha), 5193 nucleotides. It is a transcript of the gene sh3bp4a, whose product is annotated as SH3-domain binding protein 4a. Bases 188 to 3106 code for a protein of 972 amino acids. Gene Ontology annotation, cellular component: cytoplasm. Gene Ontology annotation, molecular function: protein binding. The record is from RefSeq and is a predicted model, not a curated record. NCBI's taxonomy places the organism in Eukaryota, Metazoa, Chordata, Actinopteri, Characiformes, Serrasalmidae. The transcript is spliced from 5 exons.
AAUCAGACAGAGCAGCAGCCCAAACUCCUCAGAUACACACACACACACACACACACACACACACACACACACACACUGACACCAGCACACCCGCACCCGCUCACACUCCCUCCGCGAGCAGCCUGAGAUGGAUAGCUGCCAAUGACUGGAGCAAUGGACGAGUAGUGUCAGCAAGGCAAGCAACAACAUGGCUGCCCAUCGGAUACGAGUGACCAACAACAACAAUGCCCUUCCACGCUGUAAGUCAGAGGGCACGUUGAUUGACCUCAGUGAGGGCGUGUCUGAGGCCAGUCUUACAGAUGUCAAAGUGCCUUCUCCCAGUGCCUUGCGAUUGGACAGCUCUGCCUCCUUUGGGACUGCACAGGAAGUAGUGGCCAUCAAGGAUUACUGCCCAUCCAGCUUUACCACACUGAAGUUCUCCAAAGGUGACCACCUCUAUGUGCUGGACACGUCAGGAGGGGAGUGGUGGUAUGCCCACAACAAUACAGAAAUGGGAUACAUUCCCUCUGCAUAUGUCCAGCCAGUCAACUAUAGGAACUCGUAUCUCAGUGACAGUGGGAUGAUUGACAAUCUUGGGGACUGCUCAGAUGAAGGGGUGAAGGAGUUGGACCUUUUAGGGGAGUGGACUGGAGUGACCCUGAAGCCCUCUUUGCCUUACAAUAACAACAACAACCCCUUUUCCGUGCAUUCUUCAACAAAUCCAUUCCUGAAUGGCUCAGUGCAGGGCACUCUUGACCAGAACAGCAAUGAGAAGGCCAACCAGAACAACAGCAUUGAUCUCCUUCUCUUUGAUUCUCUUACUCCAUCUGUUCCCAUCUCCAUUACCACCAGCAACGGCACCACAAAUUUAUACAGUAACAGUAUUUUUGAUGGCAUGCCCACCAGCCCAAAUGUUGAACCCUUGCAGACGAUCCGCAAGGACAACCCUUUUUUCCGGAGCAAAAGAUCCUACAGCUUGUCAGAGUUGUCGAUCCUACAGUCUCAGUCCAGUCCUCCAAUGCCUUCAUCAGGUUUCUUCACAGGGCUUAAGGCACCUUCUCCAGAGCAGUUUCAGAGCAGAGAGGACUUCAGGACAGCCUGGCUAAACCACCGGAAGUUGGCCCGGUCAUGUCAUGACCUUGACUCCUUGGGGCAAAAUCCAGGAUGGGGCCAAACACAACCGGUGGAGACCAACAUUGUCUGCAAGUUGGACAGCUGUGGAGGGGCAGUCCAACUGCCAGACACUAGUAUCAGUAUUCACGUACCUGAGGGUCAUGUCGCAGUGGGUGAUACCCAGCAGAUAUCUAUGAAGGCUUUACUGGAUCCACCACUGGAACUGAACAACGAUAGAUGUACCACGGUCAGCCCAGUAGUCGAGAUCAAAUUGAGCAACAUGGAGAUAAAAUCGUUCAUAACCUUGGAGAUGAAAGUGUCUGUAGAAGUAAAGAAAGAGAGUAGACAAAUGGCAAAGGUCCUAUGUGUGAGGAGUGACUGCAAAGAGGGCCCAUACAUCCCUGUCCCACAGGCUUACAUAUAUGGGGACACAGUUCAGGUCCAGUUGGACAGUCUGGAACCUUGCAUGUAUGUGGCUGUUGUCGUCCAGUCCAACCACAUUUUGUUUAAUUCAACAGUUUGGGAUCAUGUGGUGAAGAAAGUCACUCUGGGCCUAUAUGGACCCAAGCACAUUCAUCCAUCCUUUAAGACUGUAGUGGCCAUCUUUGGACAUGAUUGCGCUCCAAAGACUCUGCUUGUCAGUGAGGUUGGCAAGCAGGCUCAGUCUGCUCCGCCGGUAGCACUACAGCUUUGGGGGAAGCACCAGUUUGUCCUUGGUAGGCCGCAGGACCUACUGAUUGGCAUGUACUCCAACAUGUCUAAUUAUGAGGUGAAGGCAAGCGAACAGGCUAGGGUAGUAAGAGGAUUCCAGAUAAAACUUGGAAAGGUGAGUCGGCUCAUAUACAUGAUCACGUCUCGGAACGCAGAGGAGUUGUCUGACUUCACCCUUCGGGUACAGGUGAAGGACGAUCAGGACUGCAUCCUCGCCCAGUUCUGCGUUCAGACACCACAGCCACCUCCUAAGACUGGGAUGCGAGCCAACGGCCAGCGGAGGUUCUUGAAGAAGAAGGAAGUAGGCAAAAUAAUUUUGUCACCUCUGGCCAUAACCACCAAAUACCCGCAGUUUCAGGAGCGUUGCAUCACAAACUUGAAAUUCGGCAAAUUGAUCAAGACAGUCAUCAGACAAACGAAGAACCAGUACUUGCUGGAAUAUAAGAAGGGGGACGUUAUUGCCUUGCUAAGCGAGGAGAAGAUCAAACUGAAAGGACAACUGUGGACCAAAGAGUGGUAUAUCGGAUACUAUCAGGGAAAGACUGGGCUUGUGCAUGUGAAAAAUGUGCUGAUCUUGGGUAAGGUCAAGCCUAUAUACUUCUGCGGGCCAGACCUCACUACCACAAUGCUGCUGGAACAAAUUCUAAAGCCCUGCAAGUUUCUCACAUACAUUUAUGCCUCCGUGAGGACUGUACUGAUGGAGAAUGUGGGAAACUGGAGGGCGUUUGCUGAUGCCCUGGGUUACGGAAACCUGCCCUUGACUUAUUUCUGCAGGGCAGAGUUGGAUAGUGAACCAGAGAGAGUGGCUUCCGUGCUGGAGAAACUCAAAGAGGACUGCAACAACAUGGAAAUCAAGGAGAAAAAAUCAUUUCAGAAGGAGCUAAUGACGGCUCUGCUGAAGAUGGACUGUCAGGGUUUGGUGGCGCGUCUGAUUCUGGACUUUGUGCUGCUGACCACCGCAGUGGAGGUGGCCCCGCGCUGGAGGGAGCUGGCCGAGAAACUGGCCCGAGUGUCCAAACAGCAGAUGGAGGCUUAUGAGGCCCCACACAGAGACCGGACAGGAGUGGUGGACAGCGAGGCCAUGUGGAAGCCGGCGUACGACUUCCUGCUGACGUGGGCGGCUCAGAUCGGCGACAGUUACCGCGACGUUAUCCAGGAGCUGCACCUGGGCCUGGACCGCAUGAAGAACCCCAUCACCAAACGCUGGAAACACCUCACAGGUACCCUCAUCCUCGUCAACUGUCUGGACAUGCUCCGAAGCUCCGCCUUCAGCCCCGCCCCUCAGGAUGACUUCGCCAUCUAGAGGACGCUCAGCCCGGACUCCUCCCCCUGUCCAAUCACAGAAGGAUCACCUCUUCGUCUGCACAAUCCUGGAGGACACACUUGGCUUUCACCUUGGGGUUUCUUGUGUAAUAUCAAUUGACUCCACCCUCUAAUCUGCAUAUUUGUACCUCAGUCCAAUCCCUGCGUGGGUUUUUGCAUAAUCCUCUCCGCCCCUCUGUCCUGAUAGGGCAAGCCAAAACACUAAUGUGGUUUCAGUAUAGCUGUAUUUUGAAGUUCUACGAGGCGUUUUUAUCAAGUCUUCUCCUUUGCGAUACAUAUAUUUUUUAUAUACUGUGGCACAGCGACAAUUUUUAGAGUCACUUUGACACUUUUCUGAAGAUUUUUUUUGUUUGUUUCUCCAGUAACUUAUGGAAAAACUCAUCGUUCUGUAACGUGAUGUCUACUUUUUGCAGUAACACUCCUCUAAGCCCUUCCCUAAUCUGAUUGCCAAAUGAUCGUAAGCCUUUUCGCUUUAACAGCAUGUUAUCUCACCGCUAAAUUCAGCUCAAAAUCCCAACCUGCUUCAUUUCUUAUGGAAGGAUUAGAUGUUUCUGCAUUGGUAAAGACAGAUGGACAAUCUGAAACAGAUAUAUGCACAACAGAACGUCAUUCGUGGUGGGAUGCUCAUCGUCAAUCUCUGGAUUUGACGAGAACCUGGAUUUUAGGCCUCAUGUUGCACGCCUUUUUAAAACGAUGAUCAGAAAGAGAGAAGGUUCAGUGUCUGAAAGUCAUUUGUUCUUUUAAGUGAACAUUUAAGGAUGACUUCUACCAAUUUUUUCCCAAAUUUAUGCACAACUAAACGGUUUAGAUUGUAAACAAAGUCACGCAGAGUGGUUCAGAAAAACCAGACGCCCCCCUCUAAAUGCUCCUCACAGAAGGUUCCUACAUGAAAUGGUUAUGAAUUCAGUGCCUGAUGACUGAGACGCUGUUUGAUGGUAGUUUUGAGAAGAUUUUGGUCGGAAACAUUUUCAAACUUCAUUCAUGGUGGAGGGAUACAUAACAUGCAGGGUGCUUUGCAGCAAAAUAGUCCCCACAGAAAACGUAUUAUUCCAGAUUUUCCACUAUUUUCCAUCAUCAACGUUCCAUAUAAACUCAGAAGUCACUUAGCUUCCAACCUGAGGAGCUAGCUGGCUAACUAAGCUACUAUAUUCCUUUUACAUAUGCAUAACGAGUUCCAUAAUGAGUUCGCUUAGGUAGUCAACAAACCCAGUCAAACACUGAAGACUGAACUUCUUUCUUUAAUUUACAGUAACUUGUAGUUUUUCAGCAACUUAUUUACUCAAACUUGAGUUGUUUGAAUUAUUAACACUUUGACUCGUAUUGACUCGUCUCUGCACCGAGUCAUCUCACAUCAAGCCACUCUGAAUGACUUUGUUUACAUCACAACAUUUGCAUUAUGUUGAAAGUUUGAAAAAUUGGUAGAAUUCACAUUUGACAUGUUGGCAUUUAACUCCGAUUUUUCUGCUUGCCUUAAGUCAGAAGCUGAAGAUAAGGCUAAACAAAUAAAGCCCUAUUGGAGCUGGAUUAGUUUAGCACAGAACGUCAGGUAUGUAAUUUGAUCUGUGAAGUUUCCCUGAAAUUCCCCAAAUAUCCCAGAUCCGAAUAUCACCACGCAGAUGUUUACUUCAGCAUUAGGUGGCAUUAUAUGGUGCCACCCUUAUGAACAAGCUGAUGCUAAAUAUCACACACAAAACAAAAUAGGUGAUCACCUGUUAUCCUACGGCAAUAACAGUAUAUGCUGUCGAAUCAUAGCAUACGGGAAGGAAUAUACCCUGAACUGCUGUGGAUUUCUCUAGUCUGGUCAUGACUUUGAGCAGGGCACCCAAUCCUGGUCCAGGAGAUCUGCCAGCCUGGAGAGUUCAGAUCCAACACACCGGGCUCUAAUAAUCAGAUGUCUCUGAAGGCCUUGAUUACCAGGAUCAAGUGUGAUAGACUAUGGUUGGAGGUCAACUCUGCAGGGUGGUAGCUCUCCAGGAUAAGGACUGGGCACCCCUGACCUUGAGGAUAAAGGAAUUGGGUCAAUAAAUCUCUAAUUAGCUGUUAGCCUUGUCAUCAGGCUGUGAAAAA